GAUUUUAUCAAGCUCCUGAGAUUCUAGCAGGCGGCGUUCACAGACAUUCACAAGGGCAGGAAACACUUUAUCAUUUUUAACGGUGCAUUUCUUUGGAAGCCGAGCAUGGCAGCUCAGGCUGCAGCCUAAAGCUUUCAGGUACUGCUACGGGUAUCAGGCACACCAAGUCCUGCCGAAAAAUGCACCUGCAGUCUUGCUUCUUCUUUUUCUCUCCAGCUGUUCUGGAAUCUGAAUUGUGUAAACAGCAAGCGCAGAGCCAGCGGGGGUGAGGGUGCAAAAGGAAGUUGCACUCUUUAGGGUAGGCUCUAUUGGUAAAGAGUCACUGUUGGUUUUCCUUUGGCCGAGGGAGGCAAGCGAAAUCAUUUUUCUAAGCUGCCUGCAAAAAGAGAUCAGUUGGUCAUGGAACCGACCAGAGGGACGGCAACCCUGGACUUAAUCCUCAGUGGGGACCGGGACCUGGUGCGAGAUGCAAAGGCAUGCCUCCAGUCUUAAUGGUGAUGAUGCUCUUGUUGGUCCUGCUGAGCUCCUUCUCCAACGGGCUGGAUCUAUCCCUGGAGGGCACAUGGGAAGGAUGGAAGGAACUUCACGCCAAGCAAUACCUUCAGGAGGAAGAGGGUUUCCGCCAGGCAGUCUGGGAAAAGAACCUGCAGAGGAUUGAACAGCAUAACCGGGAGGGAAGCAGCUUCCAUCUGGCUAUGAAUCACCUGGGCGAUUUGACCGAUGAAGAGUUUAACCAGAUGCUGAACGGUUUCCGUUCUGACCUGGCAGAACCAGCCAGUAAGACCGUUGUGCUUUUCCAAGAGUCAGCCACCCUGGAGACACCUGAGGGAGUGGACUGGCGUGCCAAAGGUUACGUCACCCCAGUGAAGAACCAGGGCCACUGUGGGUCAUGCUGGGCGUUUAGUGCCACCGGAGCCCUGGAAGGUCUACUCUUCAACAAGACCAGAAAGCUGGUUUCGCUGAGCGAACAGAACCUCAUUGAUUGUUCCUGGAAGCUGGGUAAUCGCGGAUGUCAUGGAGGGUAUAUAACUCAGGCCUUCGAGUACGUGCACGUUAAUGGAGGCAUCAACUCUGAGGCUGACUACCCCUAUCUAGAGAAAGAAGGGCCCAGGUGCAGUUACAACCCACAGGACCCGGUGGCCAACUGCACAUCCAUAGUGGCAAUCCAGCGGGGGAGCGAGCAAGCCCUGGAACAAGCCGUGGCCACCGUCGGGCCGGUUUCCGUGGCUGUGGACGCUCGGAGCUUCUUCUUCCAUUUCUAUAAGUCAGGGAUUUUUGCCAGCAGCUGGUGCACCCAAUUGGUGAAUCACGCCAUGCUGGUGGUUGGCUAUGGGACGCUCCAGGAUAGCGGGAAGAACACGGAUUACUGGAUCCUGAAGAACAGCUGGACUGAAAAGUGGGGAGAACAAGGUUAUAUGCGACUGGCGAAAGGCCUUGACAAUCACUGCGGCGUCGCCAACCAAGCCAGCUAUCCCACACUGUAAUCCCCUGAGGAGCCAGGAUCCUUUCCCCUCCAGAACCUUCCCAGCUUUGCACAGCUUUGAAUCUCCAGCUUGAUGAGCUGCUGCUGUUUCUGAUUUCACUGUCCCCGAGAGAAGCUGAAAUUAUCAGAAAUGUUAUGGUAUCGCCCCUUGUGCUUCCCGAUUCUGACCAGUUGCUUGGUUUUUAAAUCACUUUUGUCACCGCCAUGAACUGCUCAGAAAAGAGGCCUAUAAGUGUUUUCAAAAGCUAAAUGCCCUUUGAGCGAUGCCAGGUUUUGAUCAAGCUUGGAUUCCGCCCCCUCCUUUCGCUGGGGAAAUUUGGGAGCUUUGGACUGGCAGUGGGCUCUCCAAGACUUCAGGCUUGGAGUCUCAGCUUCACAUGGAGAUGCUGGGGGUUGAACUUGGGAUCUUCUGCAUGCAAAGCGAAGGUUCUAGUCCUCAGGGUUCCAACUGGCUUAAAUAGAACGCCAGAAGCUGCUUUUUGUAGAGACAGACUGUUGGUCUGUCUAGCUCAGUGCUGUCUGCACGGACUGACAGUGGUUUCAGGGAGGCAGAGGGUUUCACACAGGCAGUCUCUCCUGCCUGGAUAUGCCACUGGGGAUUGAAGCUUCUGCAUGCAAAGCGGAUGCUCUAACCACUGAGCAACAGCCCUUGUCCCUCCUGCCAGAACUCAGUCCAACCAGUGAAAUAAAGA
Messenger RNA from Rhineura floridana, 2175 nucleotides. Its product is annotated as procathepsin L-like. Lineage: Eukaryota; Metazoa; Chordata; Lepidosauria; Squamata; Rhineuridae. Gene Ontology annotation, cellular component: lysosome. The record is from RefSeq and is a predicted model, not a curated record. Bases 477 to 1484 code for a protein of 335 amino acids. Gene Ontology annotation, molecular function: cysteine-type endopeptidase activity. The transcript is spliced from 9 exons. Gene Ontology annotation, biological process: immune response.